Paramuricea clavata is the source of this 466-nucleotide messenger RNA. Lineage: Eukaryota; Metazoa; Cnidaria; Anthozoa; Malacalcyonacea; Plexauridae. The record is from the annotation of a GenBank genome assembly.
AUGAGUUAUAUACUAGUAUCUAUCGUAACUGCGUUACUGUUAAGUCCCAGCGAUUCAACUCCUGACAAUUGUUACGGGAUACAUUACAAAACUAUCAACGAUUCACGUCGCAGUACAGGCUACGACGUCUCGGAUAAUCAUCUCUCGAAUAAUACAAGAGAGCAUAUUUGCGACAGGGGCCUGCUACAGGACAACGCUUGGUAUCGAUUUUCAAGCGAAGCUGGCGGAGAAAUGCCAACGACAAAGCCUAAAUACGGAAGCUGUGGAACCUAUGUUCCUAUCUGGAUGAAUGGUUUUCAUCCCACCAUCGAGGAUGGGAUAGUGGCAAGAAAAGCUUGUGCCAAUGUGCCUCGCUUACGUCCAUUGGGUUGCGGUUACAGCUACAAUAUACAUGUUCGCAAUUGUAGUGGAUAUUAUGUUUACCAGUUAAAGACUCCAGCACAUUGCACUUUGGCGUAUUGUGUAG